AUGGACUACGCGACGACAUUGAUCCUCGACUCAACGUUAACCCUGGUUCACUUGUCAUGCAAGGACUACCUCAUUGGAGCUCCUAUGAUGAACAACAAGCCAAACAAUUCCCAUAUCGACGCGGUUACUGCCAAUCUUGAGAUGGGUCUUGAUUGUCUCUCAUAUCUCGCACUUGACGGAUUUGCAGCCCAUGACCUUGGAAUUGCGUGUGAGCAGCACAAGUUUCUCUCGUACGCCUACGAAUACUGGUUUCACCAUCUUGAGGGCCGCAACGAUCUAGCAGAAGACACUUGGCACUACCUUUCACGGCUUUUCGAUCUGUCAACAAAACGUGUGAGGUGGUAUGAUAUUAGUGAGCUCGUUCUUCGUCUGUGGCACCAUAACUUGUAUCGCCUGUUCGAAUCAGGGGUCAAACCACCUUUUCAGCUGGAUCUUAACAUUACCGACACUUACGGCGAUCACUUCAUACAUGUUGUCGUUACCGACAUGCGCAAGUUGCCACUUGAGACUAUGCGCUUUCUGACCAGCCUAGGCCUAGACAUCAACGGCAGAACUCGGUUCAGACAGGCUCUAUUACACAGGUGCAUUCGAGGGUGGUAA
Messenger RNA from Podospora bellae-mahoneyi, 600 nucleotides. RefSeq lists its product as uncharacterized. The transcript has 2 exons. Bases 1 to 600 code for a protein of 199 amino acids. The record is from RefSeq and is a predicted model, not a curated record. Lineage: Eukaryota; Fungi; Ascomycota; Sordariomycetes; Sordariales; Podosporaceae.